CUGAAGUCAUCCUUCUCACACAAGAUUUCUUUUGCUUACCCAUGUCCUCAACUUUGCCCUCGUUCCCUUGGAAUCCCACACACGCAGACAUUACUUGGACAAAAUGUCAAAUGCUCAUGUUAUCACGCCAGCGACAGUGGCCGACGUGCCCGGGAUCGUCGAUAUCUUGAUCCACGCCUUCGAGAGCGAAAGGAUGAAUGAGAUGUUUCCGCCCACGCCCGAGAGCCGAGCCUGGAUAGAAAAGGCCUACGAAGGCUUCGUCAGGGGCGACGUUGGCAGACACGAGUCGCGCGUCUUUGUGCUCCGCAACGAGAACGGGAAGACGGUUGGUUUCUCGUUUUACUGGAUCGUCGACGCGAAAAAUGGAGAGUUCCAGCCGUGGCACGAGCGGUACCCUGCGCGCGUGGCCGGCCUUGGUUGGGAGCAGAUGGAUGCCUUUUACACCAUGAUGGAGAACAAUCACAGGAAGGUCAUGGACCAGGGGAGCCACAUCUUCCUCGAGACAAUUGCUGUCCACACAAGCGUCCGGGGCAGGGGGCUUGCCGCAAGGAUGGUGGAGAUAGGCAUGGAGCUGGCCGAUACUCUAGACUACCCCUCGUAUCUGGACGGGAACAAGCUGGCUGUGACUUUGUACGAGCGCGCCGGGUACAUCUCCCAGGAUACCGGGCUUCCUUUCAGAAGUGUUCCAAUGAGGAGGCCUAAGAAAAGCGAGCGCCAGGCAGAAGCUAAGCCGUAAUGGUGGGGACUGGAGUUGGUAAUUAGUAUUAUUAUACUAAUUACGCGGUGCAUUUAAUCCAAAAAUUUAAACCCGAUUUUUUCUUUUACUAAUAAUUUAAUAAGCUAAUUACCCAGUUAAAACGUGCUUAGCAGCUAAAAAUUAGCGGAAAUAUACGUUUGCAGUAUUAAAAAACGUU
Gaeumannomyces tritici R3-111a-1 is the source of this 914-nucleotide messenger RNA. RefSeq lists its product as hypothetical. The record is from RefSeq and is a predicted model, not a curated record. The coding region runs from base 104 to 736 and encodes 210 amino acids. NCBI's taxonomy places the organism in Eukaryota, Fungi, Ascomycota, Sordariomycetes, Magnaporthales, Magnaporthaceae. The transcript has 3 exons. Gene Ontology annotation, molecular function: acyltransferase activity, transferring groups other than amino-acyl groups.